UGGGAGGCAGUCGGAAAGACAGCGGGCACGGGAAGUUGUCCUUGAGGAAUUUCUUACAGCAAUGGAAAAUAUUGAGGUUCAGGACUGUAGAGGAGAAUAACCACAACUCAGCUCAAGAAGGAUUCAGGCAGUGCUCACAAAAGUGUUUGGGGAUAGUUUUUAGACUCGUUUUUAUCGGUGAAAUCAAUGAGUUCUGCGGACACCCGACGUAACGUUGGAGCAAGAUUCAGAAAUGGAGGGGGGACGGUGAAAGGAUUCGUCCAGAGAGUCCAUUCUCCUCACCCGUCCCCGAAUGACUCGCUGGAGGGAGAAAUUCAGGCCUUCCUCACUGAUGAAGACCAACUUCACACUUAUGACGACCUCACCAAAGUCAACCCAGUGACCCCAACAACAGUGCUGAAAUGCCUGCAGGCCAGGUACAGUGUGAAGGUGUUUUACACCCAUGCCGGCUGCACCUUAGUUGCUCUUAACCCCUUCCAGCCAAUCCCACACCUCUACUCUCUGGAUGUGAUGAAGGAGUAUCACUGCGCUCCUCAGCCCCAGGAGUUCAAACCACAUAUCUUUAUUGUGGCGGAAGAAGCAUACAGGAAUGUUCGGGGCCAGCUGGAGCCAGUGAACCAAUCCUUGGUGGUCAGCGGUGAGAGUGGUGCAGGAAAGACAUGGACAUCUCGAUGCCUGAUGAAAUACUACGCCACUGUGGCGGCCUCCUCCUCCGUGGUGAAGAGUCAGAACACGGUGGAGAGGAUAGAGAGGAGGGUGCUGGACUCCAACCCCAUCAUGGAAGCUUUCGGUAACGCCUGUACGCUACGGAACAACAACAGCAGUCGCUUUGGAAAGUACAUCCAGCUUCAGCUAGACAGGUGUCAGCUGUUAGUGGGGGCGUCGGUGCAGACAUAUUUGCUGGAGAAGACCAGGGUGGCCUGCCUACCGGAUAAUGAGAGGAACUUCCACAUCUUUUACCAGAUGAUGAAAGGGGCCACAGACGAGCAGAGGAAAGAGUGGAAGAUGCCACGUGGCCAACCUUUUACGUGGCUGCCAAAAUCUGAAAAAACACUUGAGGAGGAUUGUUUCCAUGAGACUGUCGAGGCAAUGGGUAAUCUGGGCAUUAAUGCAGAAAGACAGAGGCAAAUAUUCAGGAUAUUAGCAGGGAUUCUGCAGUUGGGGAACGUGAAUUUCUCCUCUUCAGCGGAUGAAUCACAACUUUGUAACCUAGAUGAACAAUCCAAAGACUUUUCACAGAGAGCUGCUGAGCUGCUGUGUGUCCCUGCCGAGGAGCUUCAGACGUGUUUAAGAGUGAGGACGUUAAAGGCGGGGAAGCAGAGUGUGCUCAAGCCCUGUCCCCAGGCCGAGUGCAGCAUGAGGAGAGACUGCCUGGCCAAGGUCAUCUACGCCCAAUUAUUUGAAUGGCUGGUAACAUUCAUCAACAACAGCAUAUGUGCAGACGAAUCCAUGUGGUGCAACUUCAUAGGAGUUCUAGAUGUGUACGGCUUCGAGUGCUUCCACAUCAAUAACCUGGAGCAGCUGUGCAUCAACUACGCCAAUGAGAAACUGCAGCAGCACUUUGUGGCCCAUUAUCUCCGAGCUCAGCAGGAGGAAUAUGUUUCAGAGGGGUUGCAGUGGUCCUUUGUCAAAUACCAAGACAACCAGAGCUGUCUGGAUCUUAUAGAGGGAAGCCCUGUCAGUGUGUUUUCUCUUCUUAAUGAGGAGAGUCGUCUUAAUCGAGUCUCAGACACAAAGACAUUCAGAACUCGUUUGGAGAAAGAGCUCUGUGGUAACGCCAACAUCAGCUGGGACAAGUUCAGCAAGGAGCCACACUUCACUGUGGCCCAUUACGCUGGCAAAGUCAACUACCAGAUACAGGGCAUGGUGGAGAAGAACAAGGACCCAGUGCCACCAGAGCUCAUCAGCCUGCUUCAGAAGUCUGACAACCCCCUGCUUCACCAGAUCUUCACUGACAAGGAAACUGAGAACCCAACUAACAAGGGCCUCAAUAAAGUCACUGUGGUCUCCAAGUUCAAGAACUCUCUGGAGAGCCUGAUGAAGAUCCUCCACACCACAACUCCUCACUACACUCGCUGCAUCAAACCGAACCCAGACUGCAAGCCGCUGACCUUCCAGAAGGAGGAGGUUAUCAUGCAGUUGGAGGCCUGUGGGAUUGUGGAGACUAUUCAUAUUAGUGCUGCUGGCUUUCCAAUAAGAAUUCCUUUCAAAGACUUCAUGCAACGUUAUGGACUGAUUGAAAAAUAUUCAAAUUCCAUGUCAGGGAGUUGUUGCGUUGAUGUGGAGGCUGACAGCGAAAGGAUUCUUCGGCCAGAGGUGGAGAAGCUCCUGAGUGUCGUGUUACAUAAGGCGUUUGACCUUGACAGUGACAAACACAACUCAUGGGUUCACUGCGGAAGGACUAAAGUUUUUCUCACCCAGUCGAUGUUAGAUUUCCUGGAGGAUCAGAGGAAGAAGAUCCUGUCUCGGUGUGCCUUUUCCAUUCAGUGUUGCUGGCUGCGGUACCAACAGCGCAGACGCCACGCCCGCCAGCAGGCUGCUACUCUGAUCCAAGCAGCGGUGCGGUCCUGGCUGGUCAGGAGGAAGGUGCAGAGAUGGAACAGAGCAGCUGCAGUCAUCCAGAGCACCUGGAGGAAUAGGAGGGCACUAUUGAAAUCCUUGGCCGAAGCCGAACUGGAUGAUGCGAAGGACCUUGUGGAAGAGGACGUAUCAGCAUUGAACCCUGUUAUCAGGGAGCGGGGCUCUGUGCAGCUCGCCAACAUCCAGGAGCCUGUCACGGUUCGAGGAUGGCCCAUGGGCCUGGCUCUGGCCUCCGCUCCAUCCAUCACCAUGUCUCUGACAGCCACAGGCUUCCAGAAGAUGAUGUCUGUGAUGGCCUCCCUCAACCUGCCCUCCAGGAGAGCGGAGUAUAAAGUGGAGACCAACCAGUACACAAAGGGGCUCGCCUCCAUACGGGCUCAACCUAAGGGAUCUGUAAAGCUGCACUAUCAGCGAUCUCCACUCCUCUAUGCUGACAGGCAGCCAGACAUGAAGACCGAUGUGACCGGGUUCAACGAGAUCCUGCUAGAGAAAACUUUGUAAGAGUUCCCUCUCAGCAGAACACUAAAGACUGAUUUCAUGGACACAGAUGGGGUACAAUCGGGCACAGAGGUGCUUUUGCAGUGAAGCAGCUGCUCUUCCAUAAUCUGACACAAAGGGAACACAUCUGGUAUUUAAGAUGAGUGUAUUUGUGUUUAAAGUGAUCAUUUACAGCUUGAAUUUACUUUUUUAAGAAUGCCAAAGUUUAUCUCACUUUGUGUUAUACAAGGGUGCAAAAAGCUGCAAAGGCUGCACUCUUAAUCUCAGUAAUAACGCAUAAUAAUAUUUCAUAAUGCGGUCUGCUGUGAACCAGACCUUCUUAUGAAAAAUCCUCUUUCAGGCCGCAGGGACUAAUUCAGUAUUCAGUAGAUGGCAGAAUCACAGACCUUCCACAUCUAGAUAAUGCAGAGACGAUCUUGAGUUGUGAUCAUGAUGAUGUCAUUGCAGGAAAAGAGUAAUUUUUAAAAUGAGACCUGGAAUUUCAUGGCACAAUCCCAGCACCUUUAAACAGAGGACUGCAGGUUUUUGCUCCAUUGUUGCCUCUUUGGAACGACUGUUGAUCAAAGUAUUGGGCCUUUGACUUGUGCCUUUCUUAAAAUCUACACGCAAAUCACAAAUGGGAUGUUAGUAUAUGUAUUUAUUUAUGGGUGACUAUUUAUGUGCUUCUUUAGAUUUAUUGUGGGUGUGAAAAACAUCGUGAUUCAGAUGCACAUAUGAUUGCAGAUGUCAGCCCAACAUCCUGCAUUUAUUCCGAGUGAUUUAUGUGGGGGGGGAUUAAUUAAGCAAAUAUUGCACAUGUAAAGCACAUAUUGCACAUUAAAACCACACAGUAACUGACA
Messenger RNA from Morone saxatilis (striped sea-bass), 3917 nucleotides. RefSeq names its product unconventional myosin-XIX. Gene Ontology annotation, molecular function: ATP binding; actin filament binding; microfilament motor activity. Lineage: Eukaryota; Metazoa; Chordata; Actinopteri; Moronidae. The coding region runs from base 187 to 3081 and encodes 964 amino acids. Gene Ontology annotation, biological process: vesicle transport along actin filament; actin filament organization. The transcript is spliced from 24 exons. The record is from RefSeq and is a predicted model, not a curated record. Gene Ontology annotation, cellular component: myosin complex; actin cytoskeleton; cytoplasm.